CUAGUAUUAGGUAAACAUUAAAGUCGGUGAUUAUUAUCAAUAUUAUUUUAAUAUUUGCUUCAAGUUCCAGACUAUAAUCUCUUAGUUUGACCCACAGUCGUCAUUCUACCAGACCAACAGUUAGUAUACCCGUUGGGGAAGUAGCAGCGCGAUUUCUUUUCAUCCCGGCUGUUCCGACCUCGGGGGAAGGAGACCGGCCGCUUCGGAUUGUCACCUGUUCUCACUUGUAAACUACGACCGACUCGAUCGCAUUUCUUAUCCAGUCAGACGGUCGGAUGACUCAGCUUUACAUGUUUAAACUUAAUCUCACUUUCUUCACGAUAACUACAUGUACUUCCCCUUUGUAUUAUAAGAUUUGAUAGUAAAUAUUGUUUGCUAUUUCAAUAAGUCCUUCAUAAUGCCCUCUAGGGCAGAUAUCACAUACUUCGGCGCCGGGCCGGCCUUGCUGCCCACCUCCGUCCUUGAAAACGCCACGCAAGCUCUCCUGAAUUACAACGACACAGGACUAGGCAUUGCUGAACACUCACACCGUUCUCAACAUGCUGCCGAUAUUAUUAACCAGGCAAAGGCUGAUCUAGCCAGCUACCUUGAUAUUCCAGAAGACUAUGAGAUCCUCUUCAUGCAGGGUGGCGGCAGCGGCGAAUUCUCUGCUACCGUCUACAACUUCGUUGGCACCUGGGUAACUAAGAAAAAGGCUGAAGUUUUAAAGCAGCUAGGUGCUCAAAGUGAGGAGGAGGCUAAUCAAGAAGAGCUCGUAUCAACGCUCAAAAAAGCCAUUGAUGCUGAGCUAAAGUUAGAUUACCUAGUAACGGGCGGAUGGUCGUUGAAAGCCUACCAAGAAGCCGGCCGUCUGCUAGGCCCAGAAUACACCAAUCUGGUUACUGAUUCCCGAACUGUGAACCAGGGGAAGUUUGGUAAGAUCCCAGAUGAGAGCACAUGGAAGCUUUCCAAAAACGCUGCCAUGGUAUACUAUUGUGACAACGAGACCGUUGAUGGCGUUGAGUUCCCUGAGUUCCCCGGCACUCUAGCGCCCGACUCGAAUGGUGAAGGCCCCAUCGUCGUUGCGGAUAUGUCCUCAAAUAUUCUGUCGCGAAGAAUCCCGGUUAAAAACUUUUCGGCCAUCUUCUUCGGCGCGCAAAAGAACCUUGGCUCGACGGGGGUUACCGUAGUCAUCAUUAAGAAGAGCUUGCUUCCCCCAGCAUGCCCACAGCCUUCAGCGGCGUUGAUGAGAAAACUUGGCCUUCCAAUUCCCCCGAUUAUAUUUUCUUACGAGAUUAUUGCCAAGAACAACAGUUUGUACAAUACACUCAGCAUUUUUGAUGUUUACAUUGCUGGCCAAGUACUCAAGAAACUGCUCACAACGUUUCCGGAUAAGGUUGACGGCCAACAAGCCAUUGCUGAUCGGAAGUCGGAAAUCAUCUACAAGGCCCUUGAGGCACACCCGAAUAUCUACAGGAUCGUCCCAGAUAAGUCAGUGCGCUCUAGGAUGAAUAUUUGUUUCCGCGCAACUGUAAAUAAUGAUACAGAUGGUGCUGAAGCAAGGUUCCUAAAGGAUGCAACAGCUCUUGGACUCACCGGCUUGAAAGGGCAUCGAAGUGUGGGAGGCAUCCGUGCUAGCAACUACAAUUCGAUCUCACUCACCGGGGCCCAGAAACUAGCAGAAUUUAUAAACAACUUUGCUCAAAACCAGGGUUAACAAUCUCGAGUAUAAAGAUGAUGGUGCCAAUGAGUACGGCUUUGGUAACCGGUAAACCCGACCCGGAGAAGGACACCGGGAGAACAUAGCGGAUAGUAGGACUCACUCGCUCCGACGUCAGCAUUUGUCUAAAUUACUGCGAAUUUGAGGUGUCGGUUGCUUUUACACAGCAUGGCACGGUAAU
Daldinia decipiens is the source of this 1880-nucleotide messenger RNA. RefSeq names its product phosphoserine aminotransferase. NCBI's taxonomy places the organism in Eukaryota, Fungi, Ascomycota, Sordariomycetes, Xylariales, Hypoxylaceae. Gene Ontology annotation, biological process: L-serine biosynthetic process. The record is from RefSeq and is a predicted model, not a curated record. Gene Ontology annotation, molecular function: O-phospho-L-serine:2-oxoglutarate transaminase activity; pyridoxal phosphate binding. Bases 398 to 1696 code for a protein of 432 amino acids. Gene Ontology annotation, cellular component: cytoplasm. The transcript has 3 exons.